AUGCCUCCACCAAUACCAGCACCUGUGGACAGCCAAUUGGCCCCCAAGAAAGACGGUAGCACCAAGCAUUCCGCCAACGGAACCUCCGGCAACUCCGAGUCGCAGCCCGUGCCCAUUGUGAGGCGAUCGACAACUCGCCUGUCGCGCAUCUCGACCCAGCAGCUGCAGAAUGGAAAAGACCGCGAGACCAAGAAUGUGUCGGUCAGGACGCUGUCCUCGACCCCGCCGGCCGCGGCGACGCUGGAUCCCUUGAGCAAUCAAAUCUUUCUGAGGACUAACAGCGGCUCUCUUGAGACAGCGACAUCCCUCGCCCAGCGCUUGCGCAACUCGACCAAAGCCGACAGUCCCACGACAGAGAGCUUUCCCAAGAAGAGCAUAACCAUUGAGAACACGGCUCGCUUGGCAAAUGGCUCCGCCGACCUGCCCAAGGAUCGAAAGAAAGGAACUUCGUUUUUGAGCCGCCUGGCCAUGCGCAGCGCCUUCAAGAAAAACGACGACGAUGCGCCCGACUCCGACUCCGAGCUCGGCGAGCUGCGCACCGAAGGGAGCAGCGCUCGUGCUCCCAUGUCCGUCAUGAGCGAUGGCGGCGGCUACAUCCCGCUUUACAAAGAACCCCCCCGUUAUAUUCGCGUGAGGGCGCAUAACAGCAAGCGUCGAGACUUCAACCGCCUCUUCUUGGCCCAGGAGCUGCUGGGUCCCAAGCCGGAGAAGGACGACGAGCCGUCGCAAGGCCGCGUCCCUGCCACUGCGGUGGGAACAAAACUCCUCAAAGCUGGCGAUGCGAUUUGGGCGGCCGAGUUCAGCCUUGACGGCCGCUACCUGGCUGUAGCGGGCAAGGACCAGGUCGUUCGAGUCUUUGCUGUUCUAUCGACCCAGGAUGAGCGCAAGGCGCAUGAGCAAGAGGAGGAAGCAGAAAGAGAAGCGCAAGGAAAUAGUAGAGGGGAGCGGCUCAGCGCACCCGUAUUUCGAAACAAGCCGAUCCACGAGUUCAAAGGCCAUACCGGCGAAGUGCUGGCCCUCUGCUGGAGCAAAAACAACUUCCUCCUGUCGACAUCAAUGGACAAGACUGUCAAGCUCUGGCAUAUCAGCAGAGACGAAUGUCUUGCUACGUUUACGCACCACGAUCUAGUUACUUCGGUGGCCUUUCAUCCUACCGACGACCGGUUUUUUCUCGCCGGCUCCCUGGACGCUCAGCUCAGAUUGUGGAACAUACCAGACAAAACAGUCGCCUUCUCGGCGUCUACAAACGAAUUCAUCACGGCCGUGGCUUUUUCUCCCGACGGAAAGAUGGCCAUUUGCGGCGUGCUGAAUGGCAUGUGCUCGUUUUACGAGACGGAGGGGCUUAAACUAAAGUUUCAGAUCCAUGUCCGAUCCUCAAGGGGAAAAAACGCCAAGGGUAGCAAAAUCACAGGCAUCAAGACAGCCGCUAACCCGGGAACUGGCGAGGUCAAGGUACUGAUUAGCUCCAACGACUCGCGCGUGCGAAUCUAUAGCUUGAAGAGCAGGAUGCUCGAAGUCAAGUUCAAGGGUCUUGAGAACCAGUCCAGCCAGAUCCAUGCUCGUUUCAGCGAUGAUGGCACCUAUGUCAUCUGCGGUAGCGAAGACAGGAAAGCAUACAUUUGGAACACAACCACAUCUGAAGCCGAGACAAAAGACCGUCAACCUUAUGAGUGCUUUGACGCUCACCCAGAAGUUGUCACCACCGCUCUGAUAGCACCGACGCGGACAAGGCAGCUCCUGAGCGCCUCGGGAGACCCGAUUUUCGACCUCUGCAAUCCACCCCCAGUUUUGCUUCGCAGUCUUGAUGAGGCAGCGCUGAGCCAAACAGAGGUUUCGGAGACAGGCACGGAGAUCCACCACCCACCGCCGAGCAUCAAGAAGCCCGAAGAAAGCCCAGCCUACAUUGAACGUUGCAAACACAGUGACGGAAAUAUUAUAGUUACAACGGACAGGACCGGCACCAUCAAGGUAUUUCGACAAGACUGUGCAUUCACCAAGCGCCAGCAGAACAUGUGGGAGAUUGGCUCCAAGUCCUUUAGCAAGGUGAGCGGGCUGGGACGAAGCGGAAGCAUCAUCACGAGAACUAGUGGAAGCUUGUCCAGACGGACUUCAUUGAAUCUGAGCCAAGGCCAAACUGCCCAGCAUCCAUCUGAUCGAAUUAUUAGCUGGCGCCAAGAUGUGGAUGACGAGGGUCGAGCCAGCCGAUCCGCUUCUCCAAUGAAGGCCGGCAAAACACCUGCCAACAUAUCCACGGCAGUCAAUCUCUCAGCCGAAGCCCGAAGACGACCUAUUCCAAGCGGCUCGCCGGUUCGUGCCGCCCAGAGGAAUAGUCUCGUCAGCCCUGUAGGUAGCGUGCGGAGUAGGCCAUCCAUUGGAGCUUUGGACGGAGGAUCACAACCGCCGACGCCGAGCUUCAAUCUAAUCAGCGUGGCUGAUGCCGAGGAGUCCGACAAAGAUGGCAGUUUUUGGAAUCUCAGCCGGUGGAGGGGCAGCUUUUCGGGACUACGAUACUCGAUAAGUGCAAACUCUCCCACAGAGUCUACUCACGAUGCCGCCGCCGCCUCUUCUUCUGCUGCCGAAGCAGAACAGUCCAAAGCUGCCAAUGAAUUGCUGAAGCCCCCUAGCAAGGCAGCCAAUCGGAGGAGCAUUGGGGUUACCGACCUCAACAGGCCCAAGGUCGUGGAAGAUCAGACCAAUCGCAGGAGAUCAAUGGGGCCAACGAUUCGAGCGAGCAAAUCCCAGGAAACGAAUGCGGGAAUGGAUGUCAUUGAUGAAAACAAGUCUGAUCCGUCGCUGCCCAAGAAGCGGGCUGAUUCUGGCUUGGGGAGGAUGAGUGAUGACACGCCAGAAUGA
Trichoderma gamsii is the source of this 2853-nucleotide messenger RNA. RefSeq lists its product as hypothetical. The transcript is spliced from 3 exons. The record is from RefSeq and is a predicted model, not a curated record. Lineage: Eukaryota; Fungi; Ascomycota; Sordariomycetes; Hypocreales; Hypocreaceae. Gene Ontology annotation, molecular function: protein binding. Bases 1 to 2853 code for a protein of 950 amino acids.